This is a messenger RNA of Beta vulgaris subsp. vulgaris (sugar beet), 1646 nucleotides long. RefSeq names its product spermidine synthase 1. The transcript has 9 exons. Gene Ontology annotation, molecular function: spermidine synthase activity. NCBI's taxonomy places the organism in Eukaryota, Viridiplantae, Streptophyta, Magnoliopsida, Caryophyllales, Amaranthaceae. Gene Ontology annotation, biological process: spermidine biosynthetic process. Bases 305 to 1333 code for a protein of 342 amino acids. Gene Ontology annotation, cellular component: cytosol. The record is from RefSeq and is a predicted model, not a curated record.
ACCUUUAACUUUUUUGACACCAAAAAUCUAAAGUUACAAAUCCUUCACUUUCCAACAUUAUUUUAUACGACUACCAUAAAAAUCUCCUAUAGUAAUAGUACCCUUCUUCUUUAGGUAAUUAGCAAAUUUGUCUGCUAUCACACCAAUUUUUUUCUUUGCCCUUACACCCCUAAUAUAAAUUCUUAGUCUGCGUUUCUUCAAGGGUUUUACAACAGAAAGAAGAAAUAAAAUUAGGGGUUUGAGAAAAAAAAAAAGAGGGUUCCUAAAAAAUAAAAAGAGGGUAUUUUUUUUUUAGUAUAAAUUGAUGGCUGCUGAAGAAGGAAUUAUUUCUGGUACAGAUUUACCAGUGAAAAGACCAAGAGAAGAAGAAAAUAUGAGUGAAAAUAAUAAUAAUGGUGUUAAUGGAGUUUCAAUGGAAACUGAAGAGAAACCCAAUUCUAUGUCUUCUAUUAUUCCGGGCUGGUUUUCUGAAAUCAGCCCAAUGUGGCCUGGUGAAGCGCAUUCACUAAAAGUGGAGAAAAUUCUGUUUCAGGGCAAGUCAAAGUACCAGGAUGUCAUUGUCUUUCAGUCCUCAACAUAUGGGAAAGUUCUUGUUUUAGAUGGGGUAAUUCAGCUCACUGAGAGAGAUGAGUGUGCAUACCAAGAGAUGAUCACUCACCUUCCGCUUUGCUCUAUUCCAAACCCCAAAAAGGUUUUGGUCAUUGGAGGAGGAGAUGGAGGUGUCUUGCGUGAAGUAGCCCGCCAUUCAUCAGUUGAGCAUAUAGAUAUUUGCGAAAUUGAUGAGAUGGUAGUGACGGUUUCUAAGGACUAUUUCCCUGAGGUAGCUGUUGGAUAUGAUGAUUCUCGUGUGAAAUUGCAUAUUGGUGAUGGAGUUGCAUUCUUGAAGGAGGCUCAAGAGGGGACUUAUGAUGCGAUCAUUGUUGACUCAUCUGAUCCUAUAGGUCCAGCUAAAGAGCUCUUUGAGAAACCAUUUUUCCAGUCAAUCGCAAGAGCACUCCGACCAGGUGGGGUUGUGUGCACUCAAGCUGAAAGUAUAUGGCUGCACAUGCAUAUUAUCGAGGAUAUUGUUUCAAACUGCCGUGAGAUUUUCAAGGGCUCCGUCAACUAUGCCUGGACUACGGUUCCUACAUACCCAAGUGGUGUGAUUGGCUUCAUGCUCUGUUCUACUGAGGGGCCACAAGUUGAUUUUAAGCACCCAGUGAACCCUAUUGAUAAAAUUGAGAACACUGAAAAUGAAGCUCGGCCAUUGAAAUUCUACAACUCUGAGCUACAUUCUGCCGCUUUUUGCUUGCCCUCCUUCGCCAAGAAGGUCAUUGAAUCAAAAGCCAAGUAAUCUUGGUUGGUCAUGAAGACCGCGUUUGCAGCUUGAGGAGAUUUUAUUUGGGUUGAGCAGAGAAUAAGUCGGCCUUUAUUGAACAUUCGAAGCAGAUAAGCUUUCAAGUCCCCUGAGAGGAUAGCAUAUUAGUUGAAAUUUCUUUCCCUUUAAACAAACCUGAGAGAUUUCAUGGGAACCAAUUUGUUAGCUUGUUUUACUGUAGUUUUGUGAUGAUAAAGGAUGUCAUGAGGUUUUGAUUCUCAUGUUUUAAUGAAGAUGUUGCUAUAUUAAUAUUUCCUCUUAAAUAUGGUAUGAUCAGGUAUUUUAGUUA